AUGAUCGGACGUCGGCCUGCUGUCGGCUUCUAGCGGUUGCUUUGACUUUGUGUUCACUGGCGCUGUGGCAACAUUAUUUUUGUCGUCAUAUCUCACGUCUUGAGGGUGUGCUGUGCGCGCGUGUUUGUGUUUUCUUCUUGUGGUUUUGUUUGCGUUUGUGCACUUGAAUCUUUUGUUGAUAGUGAAGAUAUUUUGUCUGUUUGUUUUGGGUGUUUUGGAUUCGCAGAACGACAAACUGUUUGAUCGGCUAUCGGCUAUCGGCCAUCGACCAACGUCAAACAACAAUUAACCAUUGGCAUCGUUUUAUCAGCGAUUAUUGUGGCUGUGCGGCAAACCUGAAUCCCCAGCAGCUGAAAGUUUGUUGGUGUUUUUUGUUCGAGUGAAAGCGUGUGAAAAGUAGCCCCCCAACAUUGGCCAACAGACGAGGCCGAAGCCCCCAAUGUCUGGGCCCUCCAUCCCCGCCCUUUCGUUGGGUGUGCAUUGUGCGUGUGUGAGUGAAGACGACAGGGCUUAAUAAACUUAAUACCCUGAUAUCCAUAUCCUGUGUUGCGGCCAGCCAAAACUUCCGGUCAACUGGCGUGAACAAAAUGAAACCGCACUUGUUGCAUCUAGUAUCAAGCCAAGCCCCAUCUUCGUCAUCAUCUUCGACCUCAGCAUCAGCAUUAGCAUCAACAUCAGCUCCAGCAUCAUCCUCACUUCAGGUGUAAAGAGAUCCCACCCGAAUGUCAGCCACCGGUCGCCGCAGAAUGGCCAGUACUACGACCACGCCCCUCAAUGCUGUGCCCAGUAGCACAGUGGCACUGUAUCGCCUGGCCACACCUGCCACGCCCACGCCGCAUCAAAUGGGCGCACAGAGUGUGUAUGGCCAGGCGGCGCCAAAGCCAUUCGCCGCCGGCUCCGUGGCCAAUGGAGCGGAGCGCAGUCGACUACUGGAGCUGCUGCGGGCCCCCAACAGCCUCACAUCGGCCUGCCUGGAGCCGUCCUCGAAGGGUCUGCUCAACGGACCCGGCCAAAAUAACUGCUUCCUCAACUGUGCAGUGCAGGUCUUGUGGCACUUGGACGCCUUUCGACGCUCGUUCCGGGGCCUUAACCAGCAUGUAUGCGGCGGCCAAGACUGUAUAUUCUGCGCUCUAAAGGAACUCUUCCAGCAGCUGCAGACCAGCUCGGAGCCCGCCCUCUGCCCGGAACCGCUGAGGCGGGCCCUGGCCAGUGGACCCUUGGCUGGGCGACGGUUCCCCUUGGGUUGCCUGGGCGACGCGGCCGAGUGCUUCGAGCUGCUGCUGCAUCGCGUCCACUCUCACAUCUCCGCGGACGAUGGCGACUCGUGCGAGUCGAGUGCCUGCAUCGCCCACCGGCGUUUCGCCAUGCGCGUCAUCGAGCAGAGCGUCUGCAAGUGCGGGGCCAACUCCGAGCAGCUUCCUUUCACGCAGAUGGUGCACUAUGUGUCCGCCUCGGCCCUUACCUCGCAGAAGAGCCUGGCCAUGCAGAGCCACCAGCAGCUGAGCUUCGGCCAGCUGCUGAGGGCUGCCGGCAACAUGGGGGACAUACGCGACUGUCCGAACACCUGUGGAGCCAAGAUCGGGAUACGCCGGGCCCUGCUCAACCGGCCCGAUGUCGUCUCCAUUGGCAUCGUUUGGGACUCGGAAAGACCCGCGGCCGACCAGGUCCAUGCCGUGCUGAAGGCCGUCGGUACGAGCCUGCGGCUGGCCGACGUCUUCCAUCAGGUCAGCGAGCAGCGCUGGGCCCAGCAGGCGCAGCACGAGCUGGUGGGGAUCGUCUCCUACUACGGCAAGCACUACACCACCUUCUUCUUCCACACGAAGCUGAAGGUGUGGGUGUACUUCGACGACGCCAACGUCAAGGAGGUGGGUCCCAGCUGGGAGGGGGUGGUGGACAAGUGCAGUCGCGGCCGCUACCAGCCCCUGCUGCUGCUCUACGCGGUGCCCCAGCCGCCCAGCUCCGCGGCGGGCAUGGAGCAGCUAUCCAUCACAGGAUCUCUGCCGUCCCCGGCCGCCUCCAUCACUGCGGCGGGACUGGCCUCUUCGGUGGUGCGCCGGGCGGUGACCCCCAGUCCGGAGAAGCCCUGCCUGGGCAGCACCCGACGGGCGAUUACGCCCACGCCCCUGCGCACGCCCACCAACGACUACCAGAACCUGAGUGUCAUCCAGAAGAACAUCUUCCCCAUGCCCAUGCCCAUGCCCAUGCCGAUGGCCAUGCCUAUACCCAUGUCGAACGGGGCCGGCACCGAUGAGACGGAUGCCUACAUCAGCCGCAAGACCGUCGAGCACGUGCUGAGUGCCCAGUACCAGAACCUCAGCGUCAUCCAGGACAAGAUCAACGGCGGCGCCGGUCCCGGAUCUGCGCCACCAUCCAGUGGCGACAAGGACGGCGGCUUCCUCAACCGAAAGCCCAUCGAGGCGAUGCUCAGCGCCCAGCUGGCGCGCCGGCAGCACCUCCAGCUGCAGCGCAGCCACAGCGCGGAGUCGAGCUCCGGCCACGCCUCCAAUGGGUCCAACGGCAGCUCGCCGCCCAGCGACGGCCUGACCAUGCCCGAGCACCUAAACCAGCCCCGGAGACGUGACUCCGGCAACUGGUCGGGGGACCGGAACAGCGCCAGCUCCGCCAGCUCCACCACCCUGGACAAUCCCUACCUGUACAUGGUGGCCAAGCGGGGUGUGGCGGCAGUGCCGCAGAGUCCGACGCGCCACGGCCUGCCGUACGACCCCGGCUACGACUCCUUCUCGCUGAGCUCCACGGACUCGUACCCGCCCAAGCACAUCCUCAAUCCCCAGCUGGCCAAGAUACCGGAGGCAGCCAUGGGAAUGGGGGCCGGGCCGGGAGGCGUUCAAGGAGCAGGAGUCGGCCAUGGCAUGGCCCUGUCCGGGGACUGCGAGAAGCUCUGCCACGAGGCGGACCAGCUGCUGGAGAAGUCGAGAAUCGUGGAGGAGUCGCACGACCUGGAGACGGCCCUGGUGCUGUGCAACGCGGCCGCCGGCCGGGCCCGGGCCGCCAUGGACGCGCCCUACAGCAACCCCCACACGAUGACCUUUGCCCGGAUGAAGCACAACACGUGCGUGAUGCGGGCCCGCAGCCUGCACCGACGCAUCCUCGUGGAGAAGGGCGCCGAGUCGGAGGCCAUGCCCGAGCUGAAGCACAUGCGGGAGGGCAGCACCAGCAGCGUGAAGCACGUGCGCCAGAACAGCAAGGACCGCACCCUGGAGAAGGAGCAGAUCCAGCUGCAGCUGCAGAUGCAGAUGCAGCAGCAGAUGCCCAGCGCCGUGUCCAAGAGCAUCGAGAUCUACGCCACGCUCCCCAAGCGGAAGAGCCCGCUGAAGGCCCUGGCCGCCGCCGCCUCCGCCUCCGCCGUCGGCAUGGACGACAAUGCCAUCGAGUACGAGCAGCAGGUGGUCGUUAGUAGUCCGGCCAGCCAGAAGCCGGAGCGGGAGAGCCGCUCGCUGUUCGGGCGCAAGGACAAGGACAAAGACAAGGAGAAGGAGAAGCGCAGCCGGAGCGAGGACCGGAACAAGCUCACGCGGGAGUUCUCGCUGACGGAGACGCUGCUGGUCAACGCCAAGGACACCCUGAAGAAGCACAAGGAGGACAAGGACGAGAAGAAGGAGAAGGACAAGAGCGGCAAGAAGCAGCACAAGAUCCGGCGCAAGCUGCUCAUGGGGGGCCUCAUCCGGCGCAAGAACCGCUCCAUGCCCGAUCUCACCGAGGCCGUGGACGACGCCGCACCACCGGCCAGUGCCCACCACCACCACCACCACCUGCACCAUCCCUGCUCCCAGCCCGCUGCCCUCUUGGGCAGCUCCGUGGACGACAGUGCCGUGGGUCUGGGCAAGCACGCCUUGGCCAUGAGCGGCUACAUCUCCGAGGGCCACUUCGACUAUCCCGGCCCUGGGGCGUGCGCCAAUGGGGGAGGAGGUAGCGGCAGCGGCAACGGCAACGGCAGCGGGAGCAAUCCCAAUCCCAACCUGGAGCGCAGCAAGCUGAUGCGCAAGAGCUUCCACGGCAGCGGCCGCCAGCUGACCAUGCCCGUUCCGAAGGUGGCCCCGCCGCCGCCCAUGCGGACCAGCUCCGCCCUGACGCCCCACCAGCAACAACAGCAGCAGUUCCACCACGAGGCCAAUCUGUCGAACCUCUCCGCCAUGAGCUCGAACACCUCCAUUAGCGAGGACUCCUGCCAGACCAUCAUCACCACCUGUGCCCAGGUGCACUCCGAACAGAGCCCGCUCAAGGACAUGCAAAUGCUGGGCAUGGCCCAGGAGGAGCUGCCACUGCCGCCGCCGAUGGAGCUGCCCCCGUACCCGAGUCCCCCGCACUCCGUUUGCCACUCGCGGCAGGCCAGCGAGGACUUCCCGCCGCCGCCGCCACCCGAGCUCGAUCUGGAGCCGCUGAACCAGCAGCUCAGCCAGCUGCAGCAGCUGGAGGCGGCCAACAAGCAGCAGCGCCAACAGCAGCUGGACUCGCUCGAGGGCACCACCAGCAUCCUGGCCCAGCUGCAGCAGCGCCAGCAUCUGCUCAAGCUGCGCAAGGAGCAGACGGGAGCCGGCGCCGGCGGCGACACCACUUGGCUGAAGGAGCUGCAGGCCAAGCAGGCCGCCGACCUGCGCACGAUGCAGCGCAAGCUGGAGGCCUCCUCCCCCAGCAGUGUCCGCGAUCUGGCGCACCGGUUCGAGCAGACGGCCACCAUCCGGUCGUACGCUUCGCAGGAGCUGCUGGCCCAGCCCCAGCCCCGCACCCAGAUGAACGGCCUACCCAGCCAGGCGAAGCUGGACGCCGAUGAGGUGGACUGUGCGGGACCAGUGCGUGCCUCCCUCCAGCUGCCCCAUCAGCUGAUGCUGCCCAAGCCCAAGUACGAGAUGUCGCAGUCCCAGAUCGCCGAGGAGAUCCGCGAGGUGGAGCUCCUCAACUCGAUGGUGCAGCAGACGCUCAACCAAAGUGCCGCCGCUGGCGCAGGAGCUGGUGUGGGUGUGGGCGUGGGGGUGGGUGGAGGUGCCCCACCAAAGCGGGUGAAGAAGAAGAGCGUGUCGUUCUGCGACCAGGUGAUCCUUGUGGCAACCGCCGGCAACGAAGAGGACGAUGACUUCAUACCCAACCCGAUACUGGAGCGCGUCCUGCGCACCGCACAGCACCCGAACGAGAAGGUAACGGCCCAGAUGAUCCAGCAGCAGCAGCAGAACAUGCUCAGACUGCAGACAGAGCCACAGCCCCGACAACAGCAGCAGCAGCAGCAGCAACAAUUGCAGCUGCAACAUCAAGUGCAGCAACAGCAGCCCUCUCCCAUGCUGGGAAGACCAGCGGCAACGGACAUGCAGCGAUAUGUGCAGAGAAUGCAACAGCAGCAGCAACAGCAGCAACAACAGCAGCAGCAACAGCAACAACAGCAACAACAGCAACACCAGCAGGAGAUGUACCGCCAGCAGACGCAACAGCAGCAGCAUCGCACUAGCAUGAGUGGCCUCGUCAACCAGCAACAUUUGCAACUGCAACAGCAACAGCAACAGCAGCAGCAGCAGCAGAUCGAUUCCCAGUACACCAGCAUGCACCGGCCACUGCAUCAUGCCCAUCUUCUGCCCCAAAGCUACUCAGUGCAACUGCAGAAACACCAGCAACAGCUGCAACAGCAGCACCAACAGGCAUCGCCGCAACUGAGCCUAGGAUACUUCAGCAGUGGUCAGGCAGCGGCCAACGAGCAGGUGCCACUGCCAUCGCCUUAUCAGCGAGUGCCCCUGCCACAUGGCUACCAGCCCCCCGGCGGACCCUACUACCCCUUGCCAGCCCAACAGCAGCAGCAGCAGCAGCCGCAACAGCUUAUUAUUGCCAAUGGAAAACCUGCCCAGAAGAAGGUCAGCUUCGAGCCAGGGACCAAGGGCGAAGCCGACUGCCUGCCACCGCCACCGCCGCCGCCCCAAACGAAGCUGGCCCUGCAGAAUGGUCUGCCCGAGUCGGCCAGCCCAGGAGCUCCCGGCUCGGCCCCGGCGGCCAUCACUGCCAUACCCACCCGCGUCUACAACAAUGCCAUCGUGAAGGCCUCGGCCAAGGCCGUGGAGUGCAAUCUGUGCCGCAAGCGCCACGUGAUCGCGCCAGCCGUCUACUGCACGAACUGCGAGUACUAUCUGCAGAUGCUGAACCAGCGCAGAUGAUGCACUCCCUCAGCGGGACAUCGAUUGUCUCUAGUGUAACUUUCUAGCCGUACAUGGAAACUGUUAAUCUCAAGCAACGCAAUGCUGCCACGUCGCCCCUAAGGAUCCCACGGGAUGUAAAUAGGUCGUAGGUCUAAGAGUAGGACUGGAGGAGGAGAGGAGAGGAGAGUAAGGAAGGUCCAGCUGAAGGAAGCUCGCUGCCAGGCGGAGGAUGAACGUGACUGGAGGUCCCGCACAGUCCUUCUAUGGUUCCACAUGAGAAGUACCAACUGUGCCCCACCCGCCCCCUACACACACACACACACAAACGCACACAUCAAUGUUCCCUGGCACACGCACACAAGCAUAUACGCACCAACGCCCCAUAUAUACUUGCCCCGAAAUUAACACCAAUUGUCGCUCCACAUCGAACAUCGAUCAAUGCAUUCCCCAACAACAUACCACCCCAGCCUGGCCGGCCCCCUCGCUGCCACACUAACCGCAUAAGUGUUUUUUUUUACUAUUCAUAUUCAUAUUUUGAUACAUUGAUACAUUUGAUUCAUAUGGUUAGCCAGAAGUUUGAAACUCAGUCGCUGAGCUUCCUUUUGCGAGCUGUUGUCCAACGACACUCGCAUCUCUAAAUUGUUUUUCCAUACACUAGAGAUAUGUAUGCAUAGUUUUAAAUUAUUACAUAACUAUUUGAUUUUGACUUUUUUUUGUAAUCUUCGUACUUAAAUAGCAUUUAACUACAUUCAGAAGACGAUUUUUUGAAAUCUAUUUUGCAUUUGAACGAUUUUGUGUAUUUAUAGUUCUUAAGUCGACCUAAUAUACUAUAUUUAAUGAUUUUAUAA
Drosophila miranda is the source of this 6979-nucleotide messenger RNA. RefSeq lists its product as uncharacterized. The record is from RefSeq and is a predicted model, not a curated record. The coding region runs from base 723 to 6149 and encodes 1808 amino acids. Lineage: Eukaryota; Metazoa; Arthropoda; Insecta; Diptera; Drosophilidae. The transcript has 6 exons. Gene Ontology annotation, biological process: protein deubiquitination. Gene Ontology annotation, molecular function: cysteine-type deubiquitinase activity.